This is a messenger RNA of Rattus norvegicus (Norway rat), 1891 nucleotides long. RefSeq names its product BCS1 ubiquinol-cytochrome c reductase complex chaperone (gene Bcs1l). Lineage: Eukaryota; Metazoa; Chordata; Mammalia; Rodentia; Muridae. Gene Ontology annotation, biological process: mitochondrial respiratory chain complex III assembly. The record is from RefSeq and is a predicted model, not a curated record. Gene Ontology annotation, cellular component: mitochondrial inner membrane. Gene Ontology annotation, molecular function: ATP hydrolysis activity; ATP binding.
GGGGCGGAGUGACAGAUUUCUCCCGACCACGUUCCUGGGAGCGCGGGCUGGGUUGUGUAGGGUGUCCGGGAGUCAGCCGCUGUGUGUCAGGGUCAGUAGCCGGAGGCCAGGAGAUCUUCGUCAGUGGCUGUCCAUGCAAAAGUGUUUUGGAAUUCUGGAUCUCGGCUCUGAGCCUUAGCGGAGGUCACGGCUGUCAAUUCACCGGUGUCCCGGCGUGCCAGACGGAGGACAGAGUGGCGGUGGAGGAGCGUUGCAGGAGAGGUGUGCCGGAAAUAAUUUGCUCCCCCUAACCCCUUGGGCAUUAAGUUAGGCUUAGUCACAUCUUAUUGGGUUGAAUUUGAAAAAGGCCCCGUGGAAGAAGUAGCCUAUAAGAUCUCAAUUAAAAAGAAUGCCUGGAAUAAAGAAGAUACCACAGAACUAAGUGAGCCGGAGGUAGAUAGUGAUUUGCAUAUCUGUCGAGGUGCUAGUAAAGUUCUGCUGUUCUCCAUCUCUAGGUUUUGACAGUGCCUCAGAACCCGUGAGCAUCUGUGUUUUUUCCUUUCAAGAUGCCAUUUACAGACUUUGUUCUGGCCCUCAAAGACAAUCCCUACUUUGGGGCUGGAUUUGGGCUGGUAGGUGUGGGUACAGCUCUGGCUAUGGCCCGGAAAGGAGCCCAGUUGGGUCUAGUGGCAUUCCGUCGCCAUUACAUGAUCACACUGGAAGUCCCUGCUAGAGACAGAAGCUAUGCCUGGUUGCUUAGCUGGCUGACCCGGCACAGCACCCGCACUCAGCACCUCAGUGUUGAGACCUCAUACCUUCAGCAUGAAAGUGGCCGAAUCUCCACCAAGUUUGAAUUCAUCCCCAGCCCUGGAAACCACUUCAUUUGGUAUCAGGGAAAAUGGAUCCGGGUAGAGCGAAAUCGAGAAAUGCAGAUGGUGGACUUGCAAACGGGGACUCCUUGGGAAUCUGUCACCUUCACGGCCCUGGGCACUGAUCGAAAGGUUUUCUUCAACAUCCUGGAGGAAGCGAGAGCCCUGGCUCUGCAGCAGGAGGAAGGGAAGACUGUGAUGUACACAGCUGUGGGUUCUGAAUGGCGAACCUUCGGUUAUCCACGCCGGAGGCGGCCACUGGAUUCUGUAGUCCUACAGCAGGGUCUGGCUGACCGAAUUGUUAAAGAUAUCCGAGAAUUUAUUGAUAAUCCCAAGUGGUACAUUGACAGAGGCAUCCCCUACAGACGUGGCUACCUUCUUUAUGGGCCCCCUGGUUGUGGAAAGAGCAGUUUUAUAACAGCUCUGGCUGGAGAACUGGAACACAGCAUCUGCCUGCUAAGUCUCACAGACUCUAGCCUCUCGGACGACCGGCUCAACCAUCUACUAAGCGUAGCACCCCAGCAGAGCCUGGUGCUCCUGGAAGAUGUAGAUGCUGCUUUUCUCAGUAGAGACUUGGCCGUGGAGAACCCUGUAAAGUACCAAGGAUUAGGUCGCCUCACCUUCAGCGGACUGCUUAAUGCUUUGGAUGGUGUAGCCUCUACCGAGGCUCGAAUUGUGUUCAUGACCACUAACCACAUUGACAGGCUGGAUCCUGCCCUGAUACGUCCUGGGCGAGUAGAUCUGAAGGAGUAUGUGGGCUACUGCUCACACUGGCAGCUGACCCAGAUGUUCCAGAGGUUCUAUCCAGGACAAGCGCCUUCUUUGGCUGAGAAUUUUGCUGAACAUGUCCUUAAAGCUACAUCCCAGAUUAGUCCUGCCCAGGUGCAAGGCUACUUCAUGCUGUAUAAAAAUGACCCCAUGGGGGCCAUUCACAAUGUCGAAUCUCUGAGGUGACCCACCAGGCCUGUCACACGAAUCUGGUUGGUGACCUUCUUCUUCCCAUUGCUGUGUUUGUAAUUGAGAAUAAAACAGGAGUUGCCAUA